Messenger RNA from Ramularia collo-cygni, 1773 nucleotides. RefSeq lists its product as uncharacterized. The record is from RefSeq and is a predicted model, not a curated record. Lineage: Eukaryota; Fungi; Ascomycota; Dothideomycetes; Mycosphaerellales; Mycosphaerellaceae. The transcript has 2 exons. Bases 1 to 1773 code for a protein of 590 amino acids.
AUGGACGGCCGCGCGAGCCACGGCACUCGUUCAUCAGCUGCGACUUCCCAGCGCAACCACAACCACAACCAUAAGCAGCGGGCCAAUGUCUCCAUCCGUCGUGUGAAUCACGGCCCAACCUUGUCCGCCGCCGGGGAGAGCUUCACAACCAUGCGUGGGAGCGGAGAUGGAGACGAGCAUGGAGGUGGAGGAGGAGCAAAGAGCAGACGAGGCUCCCUCCGCAAUGCCGUCAGAAAGAUCUUUGGAAGGUCAUCGAAGGAGAAUAAUGGAGUUCCGAACAGCCCACGGAUAUCCACGCCCGUGGUUCCUCCGAUCACCAGACAUUCACACCACAGGAGCGAGCCAGCUGCCUCUUUCCCAAGUCAGCCCCUCGUACCAGACAUCCCCCUGCCAUUUCUGCGGGAUGAGAUUAUUACCCCCCAGACAGUCACUACCAGCCAUAUCAGAGCCAAGACCAGCUCYCCCUAUGCCGUGUCGUUCCCCAAGAGCGUAAUGUUGAAGCCAAUGGACCUGGGCAAUCCCUUCGUCCCUCACACUCAGAUGAAGCGACGGAAGACCAUGCCCAAUAGCGGUGCUGCGUUGCGUGAUGCAGCAGAUGCAGCCGCCGCUGCCGCCGCCGUGCCCGUACCUGUGCCAGUGCCAACCGCCCAACCGGACAGUGUCCCGGAAACCCGUCAGGAGCGGCAGACCAGGCGUGCGUUGAGUCAGAUUAAAAACGCCAGGAGAAAGUCACGAAGUACAGAUGAUCUUGUUGGCUGCGGAGUUGAGGUAUCCUCUCCCAGGCAAUUGAACAACGAGAUGCGACAGUGGCGUGAGAGCUUCCAGCCAGAUGUCUUCCGUGCCAGUGGCUUCACCACCAGAGCUGCUAGUCAGCAUGAUGAUGCGACUCCAAGGCAGGAAGUCACCGAAGGUGAUGAACAUGGCAACACACCAAUCGCAUCCGCCACGGAUACGYUUGAGUCAGCUAGAGGCUCGCUCAGCUCACGAAGUAGCCCCAAACCCGUUCCGGAUCUUCCUGACGACAAGGAGCCUCUCCGCCCGGCAUCUCCAUUGGAACUGUCUCAAGAUCUAGAGCAACGCGUGAUGCGACUCGAGGCCGGAUUGAACAGCUUCCAGCGAUCACUGGAGCGUCUAACCGCUGAUAGGAAUCGGCGCACCAUCGUUUUGCGGUCAGACAUGGCAACCACGAGGUCCUCCAAUGACAUGCGCACUCCAAGCAUGCUGGCAGAUACCCUUGUUGGCUCCCUCUGGCCCUCGACAUAUGAAUACGAGUACGGCAGAACUUUGCGACCUUCAACAUCACUCUCCCCACCUCCUCUCAUCCACUCCCGCCAGCAAUUCGUGACGGAUCAUGACCCCGACGAGCCCCUGACACCGAGAUCUGACAGCUACACCGACUCGGUGCGCUUCCCGACCCCUCCCCAUUCCCGGUCUCCUGCUGGUCAUGCGUUCCAACCGGUACCGGCAUCCAUGCCCCCUUCGAUCGCUGAUAGUUCUCAUCAACAAAAUACCUUCCACUCCGUCUACCAAAUGCUCUCCGAGGAGCGAAGCGCACGACAGAAGUUGGAGCGACAUCUCCAUCGCCUCCAGCAGGAGAUCUCGGCUUUACACGCACAAGUGAACGUGUCAUCACAACAUARCAAGCAUGAUCCGAACAGCAACAUGUYUGUUGGAUCUUCGGCGCGCCUGCAGCAGAUGUUGCAAGAGACGGAAGAGGCGCAUGCUCCGAAACAUGCUUCGUUGAAUUUAUCUACCAGUGGAUCGUGGGGAUGA